CUGCUUCUUGUGGCUCAAUUUUCUGCACACCAAUUACUACUUCUACUUGCUUACGAGAAAGACCUUCUACUGCAGAGUUUACACGCAUUUUAUAAUUUGAUAGCAGACGGAGGGAGAAUUAUACAAGGUAAUACCAUAUUGUUGGGUCGCCUUUCGUCCUCGUUCUGCACUUCAAUGGCGAACCCUCGGCUUCGUGGGUUGACUUGGUUGAGGCAAAAAUGGGGAAGAAAGGACUGGGCCAUCGCGGCUACAGGAUUCACACUUCUCAUGCUGGCUAUCAUAGUCACAUUAGAAACUUGGACUCAAGAGACCGAGUCGAGUGUAAACCAAUAUUUCAAUCCCGAUCCACCUCUUGUCGAUUUGACAUUGUUAAGUAAUAAUGCCAUGGAGAAAGGAGCGGUUUGUUUAGAUGGGAGCCCACCUGGAUACCAUUUCCUAAAGGGUUUUGGCUCUGGUGCUAAUAAUUGGCUUCUUCAUUUAGAGGGUGGAGGUUGGUGUGAUACAGUGGCAUCAUGCUCAAUGCGUAAAAGGACGGCAUUAGGAUCCUCAAAGUACAUGAAUCGCCAAGUUCCAUUUUCGGGCAUUUUAAGCAAUGAUCCUUCACAGAAUCCUGAAUUCUUCAACUGGAACAAAGUCAAAAUACGAUAUUGUGACGGUGCUUCUUUCUCUGGAAAUCCAGAAAGUGAAUUUAAGAAUGGAACAGAACUUUUCUUUAGAGGUCAGCUCAUCUGGAAAGAAAUAAUGGGUGAACUCCUUUCAAUAGGAUUAGCUCAUGUUAGCCAGGCGGUUCUUUCAGGAUGCUCUUCUGGUGGGUUGGCAACUCUUAUACACUGUGAUGAUUUCCGUGAACUUUUGCCGAAGGAUGCUAUAGUCAAGUGUGUUGCAGAUGCAGGCUUCUUCCUUGAUGUGAAAGAUAUUUCUGGGAACUCCGCUAUUCAAUCUUUCUACCGUAACGUUGUCGACCUCCAGGGUGUAGUGCAAAGUUUGAACAAAGAUUGCAUCUCCAGGAUGGAACCAUCUCAGUGUUUCUUUCCACAAGAAAUUAUUAAGAACACAAAGACCCCGGUUUUCCUGGUCCACCCAGCUUAUGACAUAUGGCAGAUACAAAACAUUUUGGUCCCAGGUGUGUCAGAUCCUCAUCAUGAAUGGCUAAAAUGUAGGCUAAACAUAUACAAUUGUAACCGCAGGCAGAUUAAAGUACUACAAGAAUUCCGGAGUUCACUGCUGAAGGCACUGGAAGAAUUUCGGCAAAAGAAGAAUGGGGGAAUGUUUAUAAAUUCUUGCUUUGUUCACUGCCAGACAUGGAUGACUAGCACAUGGCAUUCACCUGGCUCUCCAAGAAUCAAUAAUAAGACAAUUGCGGAGUCUGUUGGUGAUUGGUACUUCAACCGGAGAGUAGUCACAGAAAUUGAUUGUGCAUAUCCAUGCAAUCCCACUUGUUUCAAUAUGAUUUUGGUUGGACCAAUGGGCCAAAGAACUUAA
Molecule: messenger RNA, 1482 nt
Organism: Telopea speciosissima
Lineage: Eukaryota; Viridiplantae; Streptophyta; Magnoliopsida; Proteales; Proteaceae
Product: pectin acetylesterase 5-like
Exons: 13
Coding region: 175-1482 (435 amino acids)
Molecular function (GO): hydrolase activity
Source: RefSeq, a predicted model, not a curated record